Falco peregrinus (peregrine falcon) is the source of this 2211-nucleotide messenger RNA. It is a transcript of the gene SIX1, whose product is annotated as SIX homeobox 1. Gene Ontology annotation, biological process: regulation of transcription by RNA polymerase II. NCBI's taxonomy places the organism in Eukaryota, Metazoa, Chordata, Aves, Falconiformes, Falconidae. Gene Ontology annotation, molecular function: RNA polymerase II cis-regulatory region sequence-specific DNA binding; DNA-binding transcription factor activity, RNA polymerase II-specific. Gene Ontology annotation, cellular component: transcription regulator complex; nucleus. The record is from RefSeq and is a predicted model, not a curated record.
CGGCGGGGGCCGAGCCGCGGGCGCCCAAUCAGCGCGGCGCGGGGGCUCGGGCGCUUUAAGCGCGGCGGCGGCGGAGCUGGGACAAAGUCCCCCCGGCGCCGCGACGAGCAUCCCCGCUCGCCCGCCCCCGGCUGCCGCCGCGCCUCCCCGCUCUGGGGCCGGGCCCAGGACCGGGACCGGGACCGGCGGGCGGCUCCCCCCACGCCCCUUCGCCGCCGCGCUCCCGCGGGGUGCCCGCCACCGCCUCCUGCCGCUGCCGCCGCCCCUCGGCCAUGUCGAUGUUGCCGUCGUUUGGCUUCACGCAGGAGCAGGUCGCCUGCGUCUGCGAGGUGCUGCAGCAAGGGGGGAACCUAGAGAGGCUGGGCCGGUUCCUCUGGUCGCUGCCGGCCUGCGACCACCUGCACAAGAACGAGAGCGUCCUGAAGGCCAAGGCGGUGGUGGCCUUCCACCGGGGCAACUUCCGCGAGCUCUACAAGAUCCUGGAGAGCCACCAGUUCUCCCCCCACAACCAUCCCAAGCUUCAGCAGCUCUGGCUGAAGGCACAUUACGUGGAAGCCGAGAAACUGCGGGGCAGACCCUUGGGCGCCGUCGGCAAAUACCGCGUCCGCCGAAAAUUCCCUUUGCCCCGCACCAUCUGGGACGGCGAGGAAACCAGCUACUGCUUCAAGGAGAAAUCCCGGGGCGUGCUGCGGGAAUGGUACGCCCACAACCCCUACCCGUCCCCCCGGGAGAAGCGGGAGUUGGCGGAAGCCACCGGUCUCACCACCACCCAGGUCAGCAACUGGUUCAAGAACCGGCGGCAGCGGGACCGAGCGGCGGAGGCGAAGGAAAGGGAGAACACGGAAAACAACAACGCGGCCACCAACAAACCGAACCAACUCUCGCCUCUGGAUGGGAGCAAACCCCUCAUGUCCAGCUCCGAGGAAGAGUUUUCUCCUCCCCAAAGCCCAGAUCAGAACUCGGUCCUGCUCUUGCAGGGGAACCUCAGCCACGCCAGGAGCUCCGGCUACACCCUGAGCGGCUUAGCCGCAUCCCAGACCCCUCACAGCCUCCAAGGCCACCAGCUCCAGGACUCGCUGCUGGGACCCCUCACGUCCAGCCUGGUGGAUCUGGGAUCCUAAAGGCCCGCGGCGGGCGGGCGGAGGAUCGGGAGAGGAGGUUCUGCUUGGGGACAGAGGCUCUGGGUUGUACAUAAAGGACAGCACCCGGUUUUACAGCUCACCCGCUGAUUCUUGACGGGACUCUCGGCUCUUUUCACACAACCCCACUUCGGCUCCUGGUCCAGUGUCCAUGUCCCCAUCCCCCCCCCCCCAGCGUCUCCCACUAUCACCAUGAUUUUUAUUUUUUCCACGUAGCCAAACGCAGAGAACGGCAGAAACCCUCAGCCCUUCGAGUUCAAACGAGCUAGUCCCAACGGGAAUUAAAAAAAAAAAAAACAAACAAACCCAAAAAAACCCCCAAACAACAAAAAAACCCCAAACCCACAACCAAACAAAAAAAAAACCCCACCCCAAACAAAAAAACCCAAAACCAACUAAAACAAAAAGAACAACCAAACAACCCACUUGGACCCGAUUCCAGCCAAAUAAAUCCCAGUCCCGCAGCGCGGUGGGGCAGGGGCGGCCGGCGCAUCCUUGCUGCAGCCCGGCCGGGUCCCGCGGGGCCGGCGAGGAGCCGGGACUGAGGCAGAGGGAGCGAACCGCAGUCCUGAGCCCUGUGUUAUAGCGGGAUGAGGGAGGGGAAAUUACGUUUACAUUUUUCAUAUUUAGCCUUACCAGAAAGAUUUCGAUGUAGUUUAAAUUUAAAAAAAAAGGGGGGGCGGGAAGCAAAAGCUGCAGUAUUAGAGUUUUAACAAGUGCCUAUGUCUUAACGCGGCUGUGCGAGGCAGUUUGCGAGAGAGCUCCCGGGGGCCCGCGCCCCCAGCUUCCUUCUCCUCGGUGGUGAAAUGCAUCGAUGUGGCUAAAGAUUAGGAUACUACUAAUAAAAGUCGACGGCCGUUUCCUCCUGAACGAGUAUUCUUCAGGCUGUCCCGCCAGCUCCACGUCGCCUGCUCCCGUCUGUCCCCGUUCACCGCCUUCCUCCUCCGGCUUGCAGAGAGCCCGCGGACGACGCUGUCUGUCUCGAGUAUUUGUUACCAAAAAUCGCAUGUGCUUUCAGGUUUAUUUUCUAUUGUACCUAAACAGUCUAAAUUAAACAACGCUGAUGGCAGAA